Messenger RNA from Anguilla rostrata (American eel), 4608 nucleotides. It is a transcript of the gene pidd1, whose product is annotated as p53-induced death domain protein 1. The coding region runs from base 574 to 3582 and encodes 1002 amino acids. The transcript is spliced from 15 exons. The record is from RefSeq and is a predicted model, not a curated record. Gene Ontology annotation, molecular function: protein binding. Lineage: Eukaryota; Metazoa; Chordata; Actinopteri; Anguilliformes; Anguillidae. Gene Ontology annotation, biological process: signal transduction; DNA damage response; apoptotic process.
ACGUCACACAAAAGCCAAAUUACUUCAGGCUGGUUAACUUGUGUUUGGUUAGGGUUAGCGCUUUGUCUGAUACAGAAAAUUCUAUAUAAGUAAAUGCAUGUCGUUAACAAGCCACUGUUUCUUUAAGAGCUGUCCCGCCCUGGGUUGAAAGUUUGGCGGCGCUUCUGACAGGCAAUAAUAGUUUGUGCUAGCAGCUAACAUAGCCGGAGUGAGAGUUUACAAGUUGGAAGCCGGAAAGCUAGUGCAACGAGUUUUAGAAACUAAAGUAAUACUAUGCGAUGCAGACACGAAGAACUUACCAUGCUGUAGGAAAAACGAUAACUGACACGGCCGAUGACAUCGCUCAAAACCCAUGGAAAUGAUUCCAUCGCACGCUUGCCUCAGGAGUCCUGCGCGUGCGAAAGUUGUGCCAGUCCAGACUUGCCUGUCUGUGCAUGUCGAGGCCGCCUGAACGCGCCAUGGCGCUGGAGAGAGAAAAGAAGGACAGGAGAUGCCGGAGCUUCUCCACCGCGAAGCAUCCACAGCACCUUGAAGGCUGAGUGAAGCAAACUAUUGCAUCUGGUAAUAAAAGGCAUGGAUAAGGAAAGAGAGAGAAGCCUGAAAAAGGAGGGAGGAGAGGAGGAUCCGCAAGGGGAACUGGAGAGGUGUGCAGGGAAAGACGGAUCGACAGAGUUGCACCACAGCGGAGAGGAACAGUCUGACCUGGGGCGGCAGCACCAAGGGAGAGAGGGAGAGGAACAGGUCAACACAGGGAUGAAGGGGAAUGAAAGAAAGGGAAAAGAAAAAGAAAUGAAUGGACGGAAAGAGGGGAGGGUGAAGGAAGGCCAACGACGGGACGAAGAGAGUAUGGAGGACCACGGUGCUGAAGAACCUGCAAUUCCAUCUCUCUCUGCGUCUUCGUCCCUCUGUCUCGCAGAUGCCUGGCCUUCCUCUACGUCUUCCUCCUCCUCCUCUUCCUCACACCCUGCCCGUCCCGUUCCUCCCUCCUCCUCCUCUCCCUCCUCCUCUUCUCCGCCCCGUCUCUCGCCUCCCCUCCCUCCCUCAGCGGACGUCUCCGUGGUUCUGGCGGGCACCAGGCUGACGCUGGACGUGUAUCUGGGGGGGGCGGGCGCGCUCCCCGCCCUGUGGGAGCGGGCCCCGGAGCGGCUGGGGGGGGUGCAGUUCCUGCGGCUCGGCUCGGAGGACGGUGACGGCCUGGAGGGGGCGCUCACGGUCCUGCCCCGCCUUACGCAACUGCGCUCGCUGGCCAUACGAGGUCACUGCCUGCCAGAUGCUUCGGGCGACCCCCUCCCUGGCCUCCUCUCCUCCCUCCCCCCGUCCCUCUCUUCCCUGACCUCCCUCACCCACCUGGACCUCUCUUUUAACCGCCUCUCCUCCUUCCCGGCCUGCCUGCUCUCCCUGCCCCUCCUCUCCUCUCUCCUCCUCUCCCACAACCUCCUGACGUCCCUGCCCCCCUCGGUGGGCGAGCUGCGCUCCCUGACGUUCCUCUCCCUCCUGGGGAACCAGCUGCAGGCCGUGCCGCCCGGCCUGGGCCAGCUGGAGGCGCUGCGCACCCUGGACCUGUCCCAUAACCAGCUGGAGGGCCUGCCUGCCGAGCUGGGCCUGCUGGGGGGCCUGCAGAGCCUGGAGCUCUCGCACAACAGGCUGAGAGAGCUGCCCGUCACGCUGGGUAAGGGGCGGGGCUAUACUCGGAAGGGGCGGGCUUAUGGAGGGGGAGGGGCUGUAAUCAGAAGGGCCUGGGCGGGAGGAGUGACGCUUAACAAGUGGGAGGACCUGCGCUUGGUGUGUCAUAUUGUAGGCCAAAAGGAAACCGAACUUCCAGAGUUGCACCUUGGACCCAAGCAACAUUGGUUCUCUGUGAGUGAGACCGGCUGCCACGUGUUCCUGCCCGGGGGGGCGGAGCUUCUCUUCCCCCGGGGGGCCGUGGCGACCACGCGGCGGCUGAAGUGGGCGGAGAAGAGGCCAGACAGGAAGUGGGUGCAGCUGGAGGAACACGACUUCCUCCUGAGCCGGCCGCUGGAACUCCUGCCACACGGCACGGCUUUCCUGGAGCCAGUAGAGGUGUGUGUGCCCUACCAUCGGUCUCGGAGGGGGGAGGUGGUGGUCCGCCGAUUCGAUGGCCAGUCCUGGAGUACACUACAAACUGUGACCAGGAGGGGGAGCCAGAGGCACAGCGUCCGGCCAGGAGGACGUCCAGCACGGCUGGCCUGCUGCUCGGUGAGGCAGUUCUCCUGGUUUGUGGCAGUCUCUCGUCUGGUGAGGGACAGUUGCUGUGUGUCGCCAGAGGGGGCGCUGUUGGUGUCCCGCGUUGAUCCGGGAAUCAAACUGACGUUUCCCCCUUUGUCCACCCUCCAGAACCGCACAGUCGUGCUUCAGGUCCUGCAGGUGGAGGUGUCGGAGGUGCAGAAGCUGACUGGAGAUCCCCAGGCCAGUGUCAGCCCUCUGCUGUGCCUCUCCCAGUCUCCCAGCAUGCCCUUCCUGCAGCCAAUCAGAGUUCAGGUCCCACUGCCCCCUGGACUCACUGGUCACACGGUAGACGUGUCGUGCCUCUACCUGCUGCACGGGGACCAGGCGGCCCAAACCUGGACCGACGUCACCCCCCAGUCCUCUCUCCAAAUCACGCACCUCUACGCCAUCUUUACUGUGACCCACUUCUCCUGGUACUGGUUGUGGUACACCACUAAGCGCAGCGUGAGCGGGGUGGUGAGGAAGGUUUAUCACAGGCUUCGGCAGUUCCGGGUGCAGUUCCUGGUCCUGCAGAGGAAGGCCGACCCGAUGCAGGUGCUGCUGCAGUGUCUGCCGACGGGCAAGGUGGACAGCACGGUGCAGUCUCUCUCUGCCCUGUACGAGGGACCCCAGCCCUCUGACCUGUGUGAGCUGAUGGAAGGAGAGCAGUUUUUCGCCGGGUUUGAGAGGGGCAUCGACAUCAACACAGACCGGCCCGACUGCAUUGAAGGACGUCUUUCCUUCGCCUUCUACUCCCACUUGAAGAAUCACAAAGAGGUGUACAUCUGCCCCAGCCGGGACACGCAGGAGCCCGUGAGAGGGCAGGUUUCAUUUUACAGAGGGGAGAUGCCCAGUGACAUCCCGCCGGAGGUGGCGUGCAAGAGGAAGGGCCACGACAGCAAAUGGCUGGCCACCCUGCCUCUGAGACUUCCUGGAGCCUCGUCCGACAAGGGCGAGGUGGAGGAGCUCCAGUACCCGCCCCUGAAUUUGGGUGACCCUGAAAGUGGCUACCUGACAGAGGCCAACCUCUUGGCGAUAUCUCUGCAGAUUGGACAGGACUGGCGCUCGAUUGGCAUGAACCUGGGCAUCAGCUACCAGGAGCUGGAUCGCAUUCAGUUCAAACACAGAGACAACCUGGGAGACAUGGUCCUGGAGAUGCUCUUUCACUGGGCCAGGCGGCGCGGAGGGGCGGGGCCGGGGGCGGUGCCGGAUCUGGUGAAGGCCAUGGAGGACAGCGGGAGGCAGGACCUGGCGGACGAGAUCGAGGACAUCGUUAUCCUGGGGAGGACGAAGUACAGGGAGUCGCUGAGGAGGGUGGGGCUGGACCCCGACCCCCCCACCGUUUCCGCGGAGUAGACCGCACCGCCACCGCCCGGUACCGAUCCGUCCUGGCCGUACGAGGCUCAGAUGGGAAUAGUGGGAAAUAGAUCAGUCAUCCCUCUGAAGGACUUGUGUGCAAGCUGGAGGAUCUACUUGGACAGGAAUCAAUGAUUAAAGCUGCUUUUAUUUCAUCCUGGGAUAUACAGCAGCUAGGACUCCCAAACUGUGGAUUGGGAAUGAGAUGACACAUGAAAUUAAUAACUUGCUGUGUACACUACUUUACACUAAUACACCUGCUAAAUUCAACACCGCACCUGUUACCUGUACUCUACUAGUCGUACAGUAUACAUGUAGGGGCUUUGACAUGUUAAAAAUAUAUUUGAAUUCCCUUUGUGAGCAUAUGUAAGUAUGCAUUUAUACAAGGGUGCGGGUCACAUUAAAUGUGAUUGGUCUUUCUGUGGAUUGUGGGCUAGAUUCCGCUGGGCUAAAGGACAAUGGGACCGUUACGUGUGCGACCUUUUAGUGCGUGCCGUUAGGAUGCCGUCUGAGCAGGUGCCACCUCCCGAUCCUUUAAACAAUGCGGCGCAUUUACAUUCCACCCUCGACAUUCUGCGGAAACGCCGACGCGCAAUUCCUGCGAGGAGCUUGCCUCCACCUCAACAUCACGACCGUUAUGCUGCUGACUAAGGCAUUCCCCGAUCUCACCGAUGCUUUUUUCCCCGCAUAUGUGGACUGGUCAAAUUAAGGAAAACGUGUACGCGGUUUAUGCUGUGCGACGUAUGCUGCGCGUAUGGAACACAGCUUUGUGAACUGCGAUCUCAAACUCGACUGCCCCCGUGUGUGAGAGGUAUUUGAAGGAAGCUGUCUGCCCUCCGGGGAUCUGUAUGUGAGCCCGGACUAAAACACUGGAAAUGUGCAGCUCAUAUUUUAAAGACGUCUUGAUUUUUUAAAUGUUGUAAUUGUUGGUUCAGAUCUUACUGUUUUCACUGGAUCAUGUAGAUUUUUUAAAUGUUCUUGUUUCACAUGGAACACAGAAUAAAGAGAUAUUUUGUGGUCGACCAA